Molecule: messenger RNA, 723 nt
Organism: Pocillopora verrucosa
Lineage: Eukaryota; Metazoa; Cnidaria; Anthozoa; Scleractinia; Pocilloporidae
Source: RefSeq, a predicted model, not a curated record
UUCGACUCCAAAAUUACAACAUUGAGUGGGUUAAACAUCCAGAGUCUCGGCUAGUGAGGCUGUCACAACUGCUUUGGUCUUCUCCUAUAGUGUGCUCUGACAAUACUACCUUGGCUGACAGUAUUGCAGGUGUUGAGUUGUACGAGUUAACAUCUUUUCGCUAGGUAAACAACAGUCAUUUAGUAAUUGGUGAGUAGUACCAUGAUGAAAGCUUCGACUUUAGUUUUGGUGCUCUUGGUUGUAAUUUUGCUUUCAUCUGUGAGACUUUCCUUUGGAUAUCCGAAAAUAUUGAAAAAGAUAUCAGCAAACGGAAAAUCUUCAUUGCAAUCGCGGGGAGUGUCAUCCGAUGGAGAUGAACAUCAAGCAGUUAAACGACCCACUGACCUACCUUGCGUCGAUGAAAAAGACAGAUACCAUUGUUUUUACGACAUAGUGAUGGCGGAUGCGUGUUUAACGAAAGUGGAGGAGAUGUGGAAAAAUUGCAGAUAUUCUUGCAACUUUUGCUAGGUGAACUCAUGAAGACACAACGCCUUGUUGGCUUGUGAGACCGUCAAACUAUGGCAUUGGAAGCGCUACAUUUAUAGAUAUUUGGAAAUAAGUAACUAUUAAACUUGUUAUGUCAAUCAGUAGGCGUAGACAUCUUUGAAUUUAAAUAUAUCAUUCAUCUUAAGAAAGUGUGGUGUCUCUUGACUUUGUUAUUAAAAGUUUGUAUUCUCUUGUAGU